CCCCCUGAGGCUGCUUUACGAUGGCCUAUAUUUGGAGGAGGCGGAGGGGAUAUUUUGAGGCUCCCAACAUGUCAGAGGAUGUUUGUCGCCGCUCGCUGCGCCCGCUCUAAUCGCUUGCUUCCUCCCUGUCGGAUUCCAACCUGCUCCCACGUCAGGACACAUGCCCGCUUUGAGCUCCUGCUGCUGAACGUCUCCUUGAUGAUUCGUUCACCAUGAUUCUUUUGUCCAAUCGCAUUUUUUCGCCAAAGCUGCCAUUUUGUCCUCGCCAAAAGACAUGAUGUGGUCGACCUUCCUGGUGGCGGACGAGGAGGGCCGGGCUGUGGGCCCGGCCGCCACCCCCACAGUGGGAGCAGGGGCGCACGUGAGCGGCGGAGGGGGCGGGGCCCAGGGCAUGGGCGGCCUGGCGGGCCUGAUGAGCGGACGCACCACCUUUGGCGGGAACAAGCGGCGCCGGACGGGACACGCCAUGACCGAGGCGCAGGAAGGAAAGAUCAAGCUGGCGUUCUUCGUGGCCAUCGUGGGCGUCAUCCUGACCGUGCUCGGCGUGGGCACCGAGUUUUGGGCGGAGCUGGCCCCGCCCAAAAGUUUCUAUGGCAACCAGACGUGUCCGGCGGUGCACUUCGGCCUGUGGAAGUGUUGCACCAAGACGUUGUGGGUGGCCGAUAUCGACCCGGAGAGAGAGAGCUGCGGACCCGCCGAGCUGCCCGGAGAGUCCAACUGCACGUACUUCAAGUUCUUCACGACGGGCGAGAACGCCGUCAUGUUCCACAAGACCACACAAAAAAACCUGAACGUGGCGGCGGCCAUGUUGUCGGUGUUCAGCCUGGUGCUGAUGGUGAUGGGCUCCAUCUGCAUCAGCAUGGCGCUCAGCAAGGAAAUCGCCUUCUUCCUCAAGCCCGCGUCCGUCUGCUUCAUUCUGGCAGCAGUCGGUGUGGUCUCUCCUGGCCAGCGACCACGCGGUGCCGCUGCACCACAACUUCUCCUGGUCCGUGUCGUGCGUGGGCAUCGCCGGCGCCGUCUUGAUUGCGGGCGGCAUCCUCUUCCUGCUCCUGGCUCUGCCCUACAGCCCCUGGCGGAGGUGCCAAAACGGUGCCGGCUAGUGGCCGGGAGGCGCUAUGACGUUCGACGCCACGACUUUUGGGCGGACGUUAAGGACCGGAGACAUACGCAGAAAGCCGUUACCGCAUUUGAUUCUCAUUUGAAUUGUCCAUGUACUAGUAUCGUCAUUGUCCUCACUCGUAAGACAACUGGCCUACUAGUAAGACAUCUACAGUACAUAAGUUGACAAUUGCAUGCUAAUAGUACGACUAGUGCUCAGAGGUCAACUAGUGCACAGUUGUGCCUCAAUGUUAACAUGUACUGUAGAAAUUGGUCGAAAAUUCACUACUAUUAAUCAGCACUAAGAACAUACUAGUACAUGGACCUUGAACUGGUUAACAAGGAUAUGGGAUGAAUGCUGUAACGGUUUGCCGUAGACAAACAUGGACGCCACUUUGAGCGGCAAAUUGAACAGUACGCCAUCUUGGAUGUGGCAAAGUGGAGGGAUGACGUCUGAAAAUUCUUUUGCAACUGUUUUACGCUCAAAAGGCAGAUCUGAUGCGACUUUGGCUCACAGGUAAGCCUUACAAAUUGAUUGCAUUUGGCUAUUAGAAGAUCAUUUUGCCAAGAUGAAUUUGCUAUGUUUGCGGCUAAUAAUGUACUAGGAAGUCCAGUAUGUGCAUGAUACGACAGUACUGCGAAUCUUCGCUUUCUGAAGUCGAGUCCAUUGACUUGCAUUUGUUUAUGGGGCACAUAUGCCACAUCCAAUAUGGCCACCACCUCAAUGUCUGUUUGUCUACGGCCACGCCCCUCUACACAUCCAACAGGAAGUCUUAAAGCACACAUGGGAUCCACUAACACUCUUGCCUCGUUUCAGUUGUGAAUUCAUCGAUCCAAAUCUCUGAACGUGAUCAAAUCGGUCAAUAAUCGAGUGGCUUUUGCAAGUUGGUAAACUAGCCUAGCCGUUAGCAGAUGGUUUGUUUGCUAACGCGUGGCUUACAAUAUGAUCGCGAAAACACUAAUGAUAAGUCACUUGUGUGCUCAUAUAUAAAGUCUUAUAUAUUAUUUACGUACUAUUCUGUAUGUUGUAUGUAUGUCAUCAUUGAACACACACACACGAGCUGUCAAUCAAGUGUCACAUGUUCAGCAUUACCUUGAUGUAUAUGUAUAAUAAUGUGUAAGAACAUUAUAAAUAUGUAUAAGAGAA
This is a messenger RNA of Phyllopteryx taeniolatus (common seadragon), 2245 nucleotides long. Its product is annotated as voltage-dependent calcium channel gamma-6 subunit-like. Bases 275 to 1285 code for a protein of 336 amino acids. Gene Ontology annotation, cellular component: L-type voltage-gated calcium channel complex; membrane. Gene Ontology annotation, molecular function: calcium channel regulator activity. The record is from RefSeq and is a predicted model, not a curated record. Lineage: Eukaryota; Metazoa; Chordata; Actinopteri; Syngnathiformes; Syngnathidae. The transcript is spliced from 8 exons. Gene Ontology annotation, biological process: regulation of calcium ion transmembrane transport via high voltage-gated calcium channel.